AUGCGGUCGGCCACCCUCAUGCCCGACGUCGAGGAGACCUCCGACCUGAGCAAGUCCCUGGAGGAGAAGCUGCAGGCCGCGCUGGAGCAGGCUGGCGGGGCCGCGUCCGAUGUCGUGCUUGUACUCGACCUCGACGAGACCCUGUUCACGCCGCUGGCGGCCGACGGACUCGCGACCAGCGUCUGGUUCGAGGACCUCCUGAAGCGCUGGGCGCCGCGGCUUCGGGACGCCGACGGCAUGACGAGCGAGGACACGCUGGAGCAGGCGCUUGCGGUCGUGGACCGCUUCUACGCCCGCGUGCCCGUCGGCCCCACCGACCCCUCGCUCGGAGGCCUGCUAAACUGGUGCCGGUCCGAGGGGGUGGUGAGCAUCGGGCUGACGGCGCGGCGGCCCGCGCUGGCUGCCGUGACCUGGGAGCAGGUGGGCGACAGGGUGCCGCUGGACUUCAACAGCCAGGCCCUGCCCCUGGGCCCGGACACCAUCCAUCGAGCGGAUGGACAAGUCCCUGCGCUCCAGCGGCCACUUCGCUCCCGACCGCACAGCGGCGACGUGGGAGGGCCUCUCCUUCGAGAGGGGCGUGUGGUUCACGGCGAACGCCAACAAGGGUGCGGUGCUGCGGCAGGUGCUGCCGCCAGGCAGGCACGUGGUCUUCGCCGACGACAGCCUGCGGCACGUUCAUGCCGUGAGGGGCGCGCUGGACGGACACGCCGCUUCUGUGUUCGGGCUCCACUUCACGGCGGCCACCGCUGCAGCGCGGAAGAGGCUCGAUCCGCCGAGCUGCGACCGCUCGCUGGCGGGGCACCUCUCCGCGCUGUUCUCGCAGGGCGACCCCGGGGUCGCCGGCCUGGUGCGCGAGGGGCAGCCGCUUCUGCGGAGGUUCAGCGCCAGGGGCG
Molecule: messenger RNA, 893 nt
Organism: Prorocentrum cordatum
Lineage: Eukaryota; Dinophyceae; Prorocentrales; Prorocentraceae
Source: the annotation of a GenBank genome assembly